Messenger RNA from Cyprinus carpio (common carp), 1529 nucleotides. RefSeq lists its product as uncharacterized. NCBI's taxonomy places the organism in Eukaryota, Metazoa, Chordata, Actinopteri, Cypriniformes, Cyprinidae. Gene Ontology annotation, cellular component: chromatin; nucleus. Gene Ontology annotation, biological process: regulation of DNA-templated transcription. Gene Ontology annotation, molecular function: transcription coregulator activity; DNA binding. The record is from RefSeq and is a predicted model, not a curated record.
UUAAUGUAUAUACCUCAUCCUCAUCCCCACAGUCUGUGGACUUAUUUCCGUGUGGGCAGCAGGGAUACAUUUAAAAUGCCCCCAUUUUUUGACUUAAACCAAUCCGCAUAGAAAGCCGUUCCCCGCAAAUUCUUGAAUCCGCACUAGCGUGGAUUUGACAGUGCACUGUCACACUUCCCUCUGCGAAUGUCUCGUUCAAAUUGCAAUCGAUCACCGGGUUUAUUUUAUUACUAAAGCCACCCCCACUUAAUUCUACACAGGAGAUUUUUUCCCUCAGUGUAUGUGAGCCAAAUUCUCAACCAAGAGACAGCACGUGCUUCUCACAAUACCGCGCUUUUAGUUUACAUUUUGCAUCCCCUUCAUGUGCGCACCGGUUUUAAACGCAUUGUUCUUGAUAAGCGCGCAUUGGUGAGGGCAAGACACUGACUGCAGGAACAGAACGUGCUUAAGACUCCGUUUGGAACUCACACACACGAUGAGCGCGCGCGGUGAGGAAGCCGCCGGCGAAGCUUCAGGAUCGCAGGAGCAAACCGAGCCCGAGCCUGGCCCUGCCGAGCCAAAGAAGAGGGGACCGGGUAGACCCAGGAAGCCGCAACAGGAACCCACAGGAGAGCCUGUCCCCAAACGUCCAAGGGGACGCCCCAAAGGAAGCAAGAACAAGGGCCCCUCCAAAGCAGCGCAAAAGAAAGCUGAGACCACAGGAGAGAAAAGACCUAGAGGAAGACCCAGGAAAUGGCCACAGCAAGUGGUCCAGGAAAAGCCCGCUCAGGAAGAAGAAGAGGAGGAGGCGGAGCAAGAAGAGGACUAAGCAACCACAGGAUUUUACCUCUACCUCAUCCAGCUGUCAGCUCUCUCCAAGGGAAAAGACUGCCUUGACCACUUAUUAUUGCCUUCCCACUUUCGUUUGAUCAUUUUCGUUUGUUUAUUUUCAUUUUUCCUCAUUGGUUUAUUUGGGUUUGGUUUCGUUUUGUGAUCAACACACACAACACCUCAGAACAUAACCAGAAAAAAAGACAAAAAAGAAAAUGCAAACAAACAUCUUGCAGAAGACAAUUGGAGCCGCCUUUCUGUUUCCAUUUCCCACAAAACUGCUGUAAGCACAAAGGUGCAGGGGUUAAACAAACAAUAUGUGCUGCAGUGGUUCUUUGCGCCCCACACACACACACACACACACACACACACACACACACAAACACUCUCUCUUGUUGACUGAUUUUCCAGGCUACAUUGGUAAAGAAGAAGGUGAAACUGUCUGGUUUUGUCAUUCAGCAAAUGGUGCUUCUUAUAUCUGGGUGGAGCUUUAAAUGGACACACCCAUUCACACAAGAACCCCCCUCCCCCUGCCCCCCACAGUACCGAACCACCAAAGACCAUUUUCCCUUCUCAUCAACACUUCAUGUUGAUAUUUUGAACAAAAUGACAGUGAGCUUUAAAAGUAUUUGCCUUAAAGGUGCUGUAUGUAAGAUUUUGACUUUACUAACGCAUAAAAAUACCAUAAUAUGUUUGCAAAUAUUUAAGAAACAUCCAAA